Messenger RNA from Spodoptera litura, 3192 nucleotides. RefSeq lists its product as uncharacterized. NCBI's taxonomy places the organism in Eukaryota, Metazoa, Arthropoda, Insecta, Lepidoptera, Noctuidae. The record is from RefSeq and is a predicted model, not a curated record.
AUGACGUCCUUAACAAAUUUUCUGCUCGUUUCUUCACAGCUUCUACAACAAAAACUCCAACAACAACAACAACAACAACAGCAGCAACAACAACAACAGCAACAGCAGCAGCAACAACAAGCGCAGUUGCAACAGCAACAACAGCAACGGUUGCAGCAGCAACAACAACAGCAACAACAACAAGCCAGACAGAGCAGGGCGGGGCAGCAGAGGAGCACUGUGUCUCUCUCCAGCAGGGAUACUAGUGUCUUCUCUACUUCCAGCGGGUGUUCCGGUGGGUCAUGCUGGCGUGGUUCCCGCCCGGAAGACACGCGAGACCUGGACGCUCUGCUACAAUAUAUAGAAGGACCUGCUCGACAUGUCGAUCGUGGCAAGAAGAGGGCUAAAAAACAGAGGCAGAAGGCAAAGAAGCUGGAAUCCCGUCUGGUGGAGGAGCGUGCGGCGGUAGCGUCGGAGCUGGCGCGCGCGCGCCGCGAGCUGGACGCGCUGCACGUGGCGCACGCGGCCGCCCGGCGCCGCCUGGACGCGCUGCACCUACACAACAAGACCACCAAGAGAGGUACUACCUUUUUAUUUCUCUACCACGACGGGGACAUAAAAGCACAUGACCCACCUAAUGAUAAGCGGUUACCGUGGCCUAUCUGGACGCGCUGCACGUGGCGCACGCGGCCGCCCGGCGCCGCCUGGACGCGCUGCACCUACACAACAAGACCACCAAGAGAGGUACGUACUACAUGUAUCGAUCUAUUGCGCCGCGAGCUGGACGCGCUGCACGUGGCGCACGCGGCCGCCCGGCGCCGCCUGGACGCGCUGCACCUACACAACAAGACCACCAAGAGAGGUAAAAAACAGAAAUUGAAUCCGGCACAGCAAGCCAAGGCGCAGCUUGUAGCUGAACAGCUUGGGGAGCUGACUACACUCAUGAAUACUACUUCCAAGGAGAUGCAAGCAGCCGAGAAGCAAGUGCUAGAGUUCACCCGACGAUUACAAAACUGCGAGCGACAACUAGCCGAGUCCAGGGCCGUGCAGGGGAAACCUGAGAGACCUUCACACACUCAGCUGGAACAAGCAGCGUUGCAAGCGAAACAACAGCAACUGCAACAACAACAACAGUUGCAGCAACAGUUGCAACACCAGCAACACUUGCAACUCAUCGAAAUGGAGAAGCAGAAAUUAGAGAAGCAGAAGCAGGCCGCUACUGCAACGUUUAUUAGCGAGGCGGGCGGCGGCAUGGUGUGCGUCCGUCGCGCGGCCGGGCCCGUGGUAACAGCUCCCGAGGAACCAACGGCCGCGGCGAAGGCGUUGGAGAGCGGACGCAAGCAAACCUGGGAACAAGCACUAGCUCACAUUAACCAAUUAGCCAAGGGCAAGGAUAAAGAGAAGAAAAAGCACAAAGAAAAUAAGGAGCAGACGAAACAGCAAGAGAAAUCAACCAACAAGGAUGUUAAAGAAGCCACGAAAGUCAACACGACACAACCUGAACAGACACUCUCUAAGAAACAGAGGAAACUGCUGGCCAAACAACAGGCGGAAGAAGAAGAAAAGAAAAAACAACAACAGCAAGAAUCAAAAACCAAAAAGACCGCAGAAGCGAAGAAACCCGACCCACCGAAACCCGAACCCGCAAAGACUAAGGCAGAGAAAAAGGCGGAAACUAAGAAGGAGAAGAAAGAAGAGAAGAAGAAUGAGAAAGCUGAGAAGAAUGAGAAAAAAGGAAAGGAGAAUAAACAGGAGAAAGCGCCCCAAACCCAGCCAAAGACAAAACAACCAGUACAACAGCAACAACAAGCGACAACUAAGAAAGAGAACAAGAAGCAACAACAGCAACAACAACAGUUGCAACAACAACAACAGUUGCAGCAAAUGCAGCAACAGAAGUCGCAAGUCAUUAAUAUUACGCCUGAUACCACUAUUGAAGUUGUUAACAAGAAGAACCAGUGCAGCAAUGAGUUGGAGAAGCCAGCCUCAUGCAGCAUCAUGGAACAACUCAGCUGUGGAGUACAGGUUGCAGACCUAAAGCUGCCUCCAGGUAUAACCCUGACGAGAGUACAACCCUCGGACAAGAAGGAACCGCCGCCCAUCAAAUCUGUGCCUCUAUGGAAAGCUGGUCAGCUCCCUGCCGCGCCGACGCCAGUAGCCAGACCGGCGCCCAUCAUCAACGCUGACCCUGCCAAUGUUAUGUUCAGCACUGCUCAUCCAGAACCACCAAAGCCAGUUAUAAUAGCGGACCCGCCUCCAGUGCCAGGCAAAUCGAAGAAGGCCAAGAAGAAAGCCAAAAAGGCUGCCGCGGCCGCCGAAGUGAAACAAGAUGGGACCAAGAUCGUCACCUUGCGAAAUCCAAUGUUCCAUCCGAAUCUACCACCUGUACAAAUAACCAAUCAACCAGCGAAGAAACAGGAGCAAAUUCGAGUCCCAGACCCGAUACCUAUGCCACCGAAUGCUUGCCAAGCGACUAUCACCCCUACGUCAAAUGGAAUGUUCACGAUAAGGAACCCGCUAAUGACAAUGAUGCAUCAACAGAGCCUCAUGGGCGUUAGGGCUCAAAGUCCCCAGCUAAACCCCAUGUACCCACAACAAUAUAACUACGUAAACCCAAAUAACUACAAUCCCAUACAAAAUAACAAUUCCCAAUACAUCGACCCGCCACGAGCUUCACCUAAAUCAGAUGAUUUCCAAACUAGAAUCAUGAAUUUGGCGUCUUUCACGCAGAAGAACGAUGAAGGCUACUCCCUAUUUAAGACCCCAGAUGACCAGCAACAAAGGAAUUUCCUAACUCCGGAGUACUUUGAGAACCAAAGCCCCAAGUCUGUGGUGUCCCCUAACCCUAUAGGGACGCGACCAGAGCCUAACCGGGGAUUUGAAUCCGACAUAUCUCUGUUCGCCAACCCCAUUCAAAGACCAGAGCCUAUAGGAACUCCGAUGAAGCAAGAAGAUCAACAAUACACUGGGUUAUACACACCAUUCGGUCAAGAAGACCGCAAUGUGUUUAGGAAUGCGCUCUUCAGUGACAAAAAUGACGAUUUAGGGUUAAAAAAUGUAGCUAAUGGCGAUACGUUGCCAUAUUUUCAAAGGCUAAGGGUUGGGUCGAAGUUAAAUAACGAAGUGUCUAUUCAUCAUGUUACUGAAUCGAAAUUUUAUAAGACGCAGGUAAGAUGCUCCAUUUUCUUUUUGCUGUGUGUUGAUAUAACAUAA